AUGCAAAGUAGCGCUGCACCGAUUCUGACACCAUCGCACGGGCUCACCUCGCUGUCGAGCGGUUCCACGGUUUCCGUUGAAGGGGCGCAGCCGCAUGUCUUCUGCUUGUCGUCACAGGCAUCCACAGUAGAGAGGGCCGUACGCGGCUCGCACGCGACGUGCGGUGCCGGCCGCACCUUCCGCCCCCUGGAGCCGCCAGCGCCGGCGCUGGGCAACGAGGAGUUCACAACUCGAUGCAAGAGCACCUGUGAUACUAUCGCUGGCGCACUGCCCACCAUCGCCUCGGCUGGCGUCUUUGAGGAGUGUGACGAACUUGCCCGCGACACCGCCGCGCACUUCACGGACGGGGCACUUUUGGACGCGUUGCCGUCGCACUUCUUCUCCUCCGCGGAGCUGCUGACCUCAUCGCACCUGGCCGAUCUGCUCUUGCACGCGCAAGAGAGCUGCGCUGCGGCGGCCCCGAUGAGCAUGUGUGCGGAGAAGACCGCGACGAGCCACCGCCCGCUGACGUCGUCGCCUUCGCUACAUUCCCCCAGCAGCGCCGCUCCGUCUUUUCCGCCCGCCGUCCCCUCAGAGGCUGCGGUGCUGAACGUGUCGCAGCUGGCCUCCCUCGGUGUGCCGGUGCGAAGCGCGACGAGCAGAGACGCGGAUGAGACAGAGGAUACAGAAGCUCGUGACACCCUUAGCUCAGGUUUGAUGCUGCGACGGCCGGCCCACUCGAUGCAGGAGACGAACAGCUCCAGUGCAGCACACCAGGACAACCAACCUCACUUCACACCCGCUGCCGAGCACGACGGCGAGCGCACGGACACACCUGUGGGGACGCCCCCUCCACGAGACCCCAGCACCGCCACCCUACCGCCGCAGUCGCUCGCGAAAGAGGAAGCCUGUGCAACGCUCGUUACGUCCAGCUCCGUCGACUCUGCCGCCCCGUGCACGCUAGCGACACACCCGCUCACGGUGAACAACGCAUGCGCCGACCUUCCAGCGUCCAGCUCACGGACACCUUUCUCUUCUCCCUCGCCACCCGAACCAGCGCCGACGUCUCGCCUUGACCCUGGAAUGAACGCAGCAACACCGGAAGGCGAUCCUGCAGCCCCCGUGCCCUUCGAUGAGCUCUGCCGCCGCUGGAUGCGUCUUCUCGCCCGCACAGCGGUACCGCAUGAGCAGCCGCUGUGCAUCGACUGCUGGCGCGGUACAUGUCUUGCCCCGCUGCAGCAGUGCACGCGACUCUCACUAGAGGGCAUGAAGACACUUGCCACGAUCAUCUCGAGCACGCCGGCUGAAAAGUUUCGCUUCUUCACCAUGUGCUACACCGACCCGGCAGCGGGGCCGUUGCGGGGAGCCUUCGCCACUGCAGCCGGCUCGCGCCGAGGCGUUGAUGAGGUCGAGAACAGGCAAGCAGUCGGCUCGAUGGCGACGGCUGAGAACCUCAGCAGAACGCUGCCGCUCAUUUCGCUCGACGCGGUCGCCGCGAACCUGUUCGGUGCUAACGAGCAAGGCUUGCUGAGUUUGCUAGAGGCGCUCUCGGCGCCUCACGGAAGGUAUCUCCCACCAACGCGAGGGGAUGCCAGGCUGCUGAAGCCGUUGCAGUGCGCCUCGGACGCGCCUCUCGAGCUACGUGGUGCUUCUCACGCAGAAUACGGCGACGACGCAGAACAGAUGAUGGCGGAGUUGGAGAGACUGCGAGCCCAACAGGCGAGCCUGGAGCGGCAAGUCGCGGUGCUGCGAGAUGUGCUGCACUCCCUGGAGUCCACGACCCACCCUCACAGCAAUCGCGGGAAACAGUUCCGUGACACCGUCGCUGCGCCACCGUCAGCGGUGACACCACCGGGAUGGAAGGAGCUCGCGGUGGAGCACAACAUACGUGAGGUGCAGCGCGCCUUUACCGUCGGCGAUGAGGCAGCAGAGCGGCAGCACGCCAUGGAGGACCUCGCGAAAAGAUUCGCAUACGUAUCCUCCACACCGAUCGAUGCCUUCUGCUUUCCGAUCGACGUCUCCGGCCCCGUCGGGCUCAUUGCAGGACUGCGGCUGGGGCUUGUUCCACCGUACUCUGGAUCCAGCAGCGGCCGCACCGACUCCGGCGACGGCAACGUACGCGGCGGCGGCGCCUCAGUAGCAUCCGCGAUGUCGGCGCUGCCGCCGCUCGCCCAUGCGGCCGUGCCUGCGUCCGAGGAGAGCAUGCACCUAGAAGGUUUUGUGCAACGCCAGCUGGGCUACGCCCAGCUCCUGCUCAGCGGCAACACGAGCGCCGACGGCGACAACCACAGCGACGCUGUGAAAAAGAGGAGUAGCGAGAGGAGCAGGGGCGUGAAUGGGAGUCUGUCUUGUGGCGAUGCGGCGCCAACGGCAGCAGCGGCUUCCUCUGCCCCGGCAUCGACCGCGGCAGCGAAGGUGAUCAUGCGCGUGUCGCCGCUGGAGGUGAACGCAGCGUGUGGUUAUCUGCUGCUGCUGCUAAACUACUUGGCACACGUGAACGGCUUCUCGUUUAGCACGGCUGUGCUGCGGCCUGCCGGAGAUCGAAGCACGGUAGCGCUGCUGAAGCGCGUGCCGGCCUCUGCCAGCGGUGCGAACGGUUGUGGUGGUGCUGCCGCUGCGACGAAGUCCGCGGCCUUUUCUCCUUUUAUACUCAGCUACUUCACCGGGAGAGGUGCCGCUGUCACGCAGGCCCACGGCGACGCGAAGUCGGCGAGGGCGACGACGAGGUCCUCGGUCGCACGUGUGGUGGACCGCGAAGUCGACUUCUACCUCACCGACCGCCUGCUGGCGUGGCGGACGUUCGGCGCCGCCUGCGUGGCGGUGGCCACGUGUGUGAAGGAGCUGGCGGAUGCGCUGCAUGAGAGUCUUCGCUGUUGGCGAGUGCGGGAGAGCAUGGUGUGCCGACCUGCACCAUCGGCGGGGCCAGCUGCGCCUUCCGGCACGGUAAAGAGCACGGAGGACGCCUCCGACUUCGGGAGCGCACCCGCAGCGGCCGCUGAUGCGGGAUGCCUCGAAGGCGCGCAAGCCUGCCCAGAUGGGGCCGCUGCCUGCAAGCAGCCACGGGCACCUGUGCCGUUGCCCCAACUCUUGCAAGACCUGGCCAGCACCAACGAUCAUCUGACCAGCACAGUGACUGCACUGAGCAGCCGUGCGCCACACAUGAGCGCGGCCGCUCUCGACACGCUGGGAAGCCUGGGUACGACGCCAGCGGAAGGCGGCAAUGAUUUGAGGAAGUCUGCGAGCACGUCGUCGCGCCCGCAGCCACCGAAGGAGGCGCAGUCGACGCAACGCCGCAGCUCUCCAGUAGUUGGGGAGAGGUUCCCGCUUCAGCCUCCCUUUCAAACGCGUGGCGACACCGUGGACGGCUUCUCUGUCCGUCACGGCAGCGUCUCAGAGGCGAUUUGGACCCUCGGCAUGAAGAAGCUCCUGGCGAAUGUGCAGUGGUGCAUGGAGGCGACGGCGGAGCUGGAACGGCUGUACGUCGUCACCGGGGAGGCAGCCAACGAUGACGCCAGCGCGCAGGUGCGUGAGGAUGACGGAGAGAUCGCUAUGCAGGGGGACACCAUCGCCGGCAUGCGAAGGGAGUAG
This is a messenger RNA of Leishmania major strain Friedlin, 3567 nucleotides long. RefSeq lists its product as hypothetical. The transcript has a single exon. NCBI's taxonomy places the organism in Eukaryota, Euglenozoa, Kinetoplastea, Trypanosomatida, Trypanosomatidae. Bases 1 to 3567 code for a protein of 1188 amino acids. The record is from RefSeq and is a predicted model, not a curated record. Gene Ontology annotation, biological process: late endosome to vacuole transport; autophagosome assembly; cellular response to nitrogen starvation. Gene Ontology annotation, cellular component: phagophore assembly site; phosphatidylinositol 3-kinase complex, class III, type II; phosphatidylinositol 3-kinase complex, class III, type I.